GCCCGCCUCUGGCCCGCUCGGUCGCCCAGCACAUCCCGUCGACGUCGUCCGUUGACAUGGCUUUCCUUCUACUAACGUCCUCCCACUCCUGGCUCGUGAGCACCAAGCUUGACGUCAAGACGUCGAGCAAGCUGCCGCUCACCCCGGCACUGCGCGACGCGACUGAUGAGAAACUUGGCAAGCAGCUCGACCGGUACGACAAGUACCUCAACUCGGUCAGCGUCAACCUCAAGGUUGAGCACCGAGCGCUGCACGACCGCGAGCACGUCGGUAAGGAGGCGCACAUCGCGGAGGUGACGGCGCUCUGCCGCGACAAGCAGGUGAUCCGCGUGCGCCACGAGUCGGAGGACAUGUACGCCUCGCUCGACCUCCUCGCAGACCAGCUCUCUCGCAAGCUGCGCAAGUACAAGGAGCGCCGCGGCCAGCGCAAGCAGAACCAGCUGGGCACUGCGGAGGCGUUCGGCGCAGAGGCCGAAGAGGACGACGAGGAGGCGGAGAGUCUGGACGCGCAGUUCGCGGCGGCCACCGCCACCGCAGAGAUGGCGGACGCCUCCGACGCCGCCGCCGCCUCCAUGUCGGUGGCUGCGGCGAUGCCGGACUCGUCGAACGGCGUGGCGGCGGGCUCGUGGGAGGUGGUGCGGGAGAAGAAGUUCGCGAUGCCUCCCAUCUCGGUGGAGGAGGCGGUCGUCUGCCUCGAGUACAUCGAGCACGACUUUUACGCGUUCCGGAACGCGGCGACGGGCGAGGUGAACGUGGUCUACAAGCGGGACGAGGGCGGGCUUGGCUGGAUCUCGCCGAGCCCGGAGUAAGAGCCUCCUGCGUGGGGGCCGUGCACACACCGCGCGCUCACGCCACACGUGGAGCCUGCGGCAGAUCACGUUGUCUCGUGCGCGACGCGCUGUUGAGUACGCUUUAAUUUGUUGCACAUGACACCGCGAGAUACAGCGAGAUGGGUGCGCACCGUUUUCAUAUUAAAGCCGUGUACUGCUGUGGUAUGACCUCGGGCUCGCGGCCCGCCACUCCGCCAAACUCGGGAAGACGCGGCGGAGUCGCGCAGUCGGGUCUCGACUGUUUCCGGGUCGGCCGGCUGCGGCGCCUGCGCCUGCCCUGCCGGCCCCUGCCCUGCCGGCCCCUGGGCGCGCACGCGCCAACUCCGACGCCCUCGCACCCGGUCAACUUCUACCCGGACACCGGGGCGCGUGCGAGCCGUUAUGUCGCCGUCACGGGCAAGUCCAGCUGCGGCAGGCAAGAGUCGAGCUUCCGCCACGACGCGUUGCGCGUCGCCGCCCACAGCGUUUCGUAGAACGCCUGGAAGGCGCGCUUUGCUGGCGGCUCGCUGAGCGCCGCCACGCGAAGCAAGUACGCCGCGUCCCUCUCGCGCUGCGCCGCCGUCGCGGGCGGCGACGGCGAGUACGCCGACGCCACGUCGACGAAUGGGCCGUAGUACCCUCCAUUCCGCACGCCCUCGGCGCAGGCGCGGAGGGAGGAGACCCCCCUGCGCGGCGCGAAGUUGCCUCUGUUGCGGUCGGUCAGCAGCGAGGCGAGCUCUGCGCGGAGGGCGGGGAGGGCGUCCGACAGGUCUGCGUGCUCGCUCGGGUCGGAGGCGACGUCGAAGAGGCACCCCGCCGCGCCGCAGUCCUGCUGCCAUGUGAGCGCCGCCUCCUCGUGCAGGUCCGCCGACACGCUCAGCCUCCGACCGAGCACCCGCAAGUCGGCAAAGAGUGGCUGCUGCA
Molecule: messenger RNA, 1733 nt
Organism: Emiliania huxleyi CCMP1516
Lineage: Eukaryota; Haptophyta; Isochrysidales; Noelaerhabdaceae
Exons: 9
Coding region: 57-809 (250 amino acids)
Biological process (GO): negative regulation of translational elongation; primary metabolic process
Cellular component (GO): cytosolic small ribosomal subunit
Molecular function (GO): ribosomal small subunit binding
Source: RefSeq, a predicted model, not a curated record